CGGACAUGCGCAGUACGCUCUUCCCCCACUCCCCCCCAAUCUCCCAUCGCCCGCCUGUCAUGGCCCGAAACGCUGAGGUACAGCUGCCGCCGCUCAGGACGCUCGAUGACUUCGUCUGCAGCUCAGCCCGCUUCAGCCUCCCGGACUUCAAGGAUCCGUUGAGGUGGAACAACCGGGUGAUCAACAACCUGCUGUAUUACCAGACCAAUUACCUGGCAACGCUCGCCGCCGUUCUCCUGCUGGUCGGGUACAUUGAGCCUCUGAAGACCCUUCUGGGAGGGGCGGUGGUUACUCUCCUCUUCUUGGGUUUUGUGUGGUCAGCAGAGAACAAGGCAGUGAUCCGGAGACUGCGCAGGAACCACCCAACCCCCUGCCUCAUGGCCGUGCUGGUGGCCAGCUACUGCCUCCUCUCUCUGGUUGGGGGUGUCGCUGUCUUCCUCUUUGGAAUCACCUUCCCCAUGCUUUUGAUUAUAAUCCAUGCUUCACUGCGCCUACGGAACCUCAAGAACAAGAUCGAGAACAAGAUUGAGAGCAUCGGACUGAAGAGAACACCGAUGGGCAUCCUGUUGGAAGCUCUGGGACAGGAGCAAGAGGCUGGAUCCUAAACACGAGGAGAACACGAGGAGAAGUUACAGAGAGGGAAAGAGGAAGACAGCUGCGUAUCCUUGUACUGCUCCAUCAUGGACAUACUGCCAGUGAUCCAGUGUAAUGCACAUCCCCUGAACCCCACACUCACUCUCACCCUUCAUAUACGCACACACUUGGGUCCAAGGAGGAGGAAAGGGUAGGUGUGGAUUGACUGGAUCACAUCUACAUUCUCCAGCAUCUCUUUUUGUGUCUGUCUGUCUGUUUCCUGGAUCCUGCAAUUGUAAUUCCGGGAUUUGCAUGCAUUGCUGAUGUAUCUUCUCAUGGCUGCCCUUAGUCUUCAUGUUGUAUCUAACCCCAUGCUGUACCUGUCGUGGGAGUGCUUGAUGGGGAUGGUGUGGAAGAAGCUUUACUCUGUAUCCAACCCCGUGCUGUACCUGUCCUGGGAGUGUUUGAUGGGGACUGUGUAGAGAGAGCUUUACUCUGUAUCUAACCCCGUGCUGUACCUGUCCUGGGAGUGUUUGAUGGGGACAGUGUAGAGGGAGCUUUACUUUAUAUCUAACCCCGUGCUUUAGAAAGGGCAGUAAACUGAGAAAUUGUGCAGAAAUGAUUUAUUACAAGCCUCGAGUGUUUCUUUUAUCUGUUGAAUGAUUGAGACUCUGGUGUUGAUGAAUUAAUACUUAGGUUGUUUUAUUUCUGUUAAAUCAGGAAGUGUUUAAAAUUUUCAGUCAUCGAUAACGUGUCUGUCAGCCUUAUCCCAGGCAGUGCUUGUCCCUUGCUAUGUAUAAGUAUAUGUGUAAUAUAUUAUAUAUAUAAACCUAUAAAAAGGCAUUAUAUUAAACUGUCAUUCCCUCUAAAGUAAGGAAAAUAAUGUGUACAGUUCAGUAAAGAAUUUUUUUUAUUCUGA
Molecule: messenger RNA, 1492 nt
Organism: Carcharodon carcharias (great white shark)
Lineage: Eukaryota; Metazoa; Chordata; Chondrichthyes; Lamniformes; Lamnidae
Product: PRA1 family protein 2-like
Exons: 3
Coding region: 6-605 (199 amino acids)
Cellular component (GO): membrane
Source: RefSeq, a predicted model, not a curated record